AUGAUAACAUUCUUGGCCCUGAUGCCUAUGUCGUUCUUAUUAAUAGAUGGAAUACCCUAUCAGAUGACAAAAAAGAAGCAACCUUUCCACGAGUUGCACCAAAUUUUAUUGUAGAACUGCGUUCCAGUAGUAGUACAUAUAUAAGUUGUCAUAGGAAAAUGUUAACUUGGAUAAAUGCAGGAGUUGAAGUAAGUAGCUUAAUCUUGAUUAGA
Molecule: messenger RNA, 212 nt
Organism: Dentiscutata erythropus
Lineage: Eukaryota; Fungi; Glomeromycota; Glomeromycetes; Diversisporales; Gigasporaceae
Source: the annotation of a GenBank genome assembly